Messenger RNA from Aphanomyces invadans, 420 nucleotides. RefSeq lists its product as hypothetical. NCBI's taxonomy places the organism in Eukaryota, Oomycota, Saprolegniomycetes, Saprolegniales, Verrucalvaceae. The transcript has 2 exons. The record is from RefSeq and is a predicted model, not a curated record. The coding region runs from base 1 to 420 and encodes 139 amino acids.
AUGCCCUUGGACUCCUUUCUCAAGAGACUCGACCAAUUCCUCCCCCCAAAGCUGAUCCAAGUCCCGCUCUUCCACGCCGUCGACGUCGCGUUUCAACCGCAUCAGACAUAUCGGUUGUCCCUGGUCCAUCACGACCAAGCAUUCAUCUUCACGCUCCAAUCUGUCGUGCUGAUUGUCAACAGCAUCCUCUGCUUCUUCCUGUCCGUGGGGUUCCUACUGUGCGCAUUUCUUGUCCAAAUCCUGCGCAUCCUCGUUCUCUCGAAUGGCGACAAGAUGCACGGCAAGCUCACAGUUGCCACGUGGAUGCUAGGCCAGCACAAGAUUGUGUCACCCCUCACGACGUCCACUCAUUCUGUACCUCCUCAUGAACAUCAUACAGCGCGCGCUGUUGAGAGAGGAGAGGCCACUCUCGACUUGUAA